This is a messenger RNA of Lingula anatina, 374 nucleotides long. RefSeq names its product probable ATP-dependent RNA helicase DHX35. The record is from RefSeq and is a predicted model, not a curated record. Lineage: Eukaryota; Metazoa; Brachiopoda; Lingulata; Lingulida; Lingulidae.
AGCAUCAACAGAACGUGCAAUGAUGUUGAGCAUGAUCUUCAGCCGGCAACCUGUUUCUCAGUAUGUAGGUACACGGUGAGCCGUUGACUAGAAGCAGCAUGACUACGCACACUUCGAAGUUUUGGAAACCAGGAAGUGAGCCACCGGGGUCCACACUUUCUGAGGAAAGGGUGUCCAGCGAGGGUCAAGGGACGUCUGUGGUUUAUAACCCAUAUAGAAACCUUUCUCUAGAACAACAGAGACUGAAACUGCCAGUAUUCCAGCACAGGACCAAUAUUUUAUACCUUGUGGAGUCAUACCAGACAGUGAUAGUAGUGGGAGAGACGGGCAGUGGGAAAAGCACACAGAUUCCUCAGGUAGCUAACUUCAAUUAA